AUCCACUGUUUCGAAUUCCGCGGCAUCAGAGAUUCAGAGGACAGUAGAAUGGAGCCAAGUGGAGCUUAGGAGAUUUAUCAUUUAUGUCAAUUCAUGUUCUUCGUGAGAGCGAAUGCAACGAUUUUGUAUUCUCUUAUAUUCCUUUCAAUUCUAAUAACGACUGUGUGAUAUUCAAAAGAUUUAUAAUACAGCCCAACACAAAGGAUCACGAGUGUAACUGGAGAAGUUGAAGUAAAGUGAAUUCGCGAUUGUUUACGACCGAGAAGACAAAGAAAUUAGUUAUAAGAAAGAUAUUUGACGAGAUUUAUCUGAUCAAGAAUUGGAAAAACAAUAUUAAAAAGAUGGAGGGAUUAUGUCAUAUUGAUAUUAUGAACGUCGCCUUUAUCGGGAUGUUAUUCUGUGCCGGAAUCAACGUGGAAGCAACAGGUCAAGAUGUGAUAACAUCAACAAAUCCCGCAUCGGGAUUGGACAUCGAGACGCCUAAGAAAUUUGAUAUGAAGGCUGAUAGUAAAGUUUGCGAAUGCAUUAACUACGAUUGUGGAUGCUGUGAGCAUUUGACCUGGGAUACAGUUCAUAUGGAUGGAAUAUUAUGCACAAAUGUAAGUUAUCUAGAGUAUGAUUAUGGGAUUUCACUCACAGUGACAUAUAACAACUUGGCAAUUAUUAAUGAGACAGUUUCAGCUAGAAAUCCACCACCUAUUUGCUUUGGGGAAGACAUUGUAGAUGCAAUGGAUGUUGAAAUUUGCUUACGUAUUUAUGAUAUACAUCUACCAACGAAAAACGAUAAGUUACACAUGUGCUUUGAGAUUUUGGGAAAAAUAAUGAAACUCAAAAUUACUAAAAUACAAUUAGGUUGUAUCCAGACUGAACUGAGUAAAAAAAUAGAAUACAUAGAUAAUUUAUUUCACAAAAAGACAAAACAAGAUAUGUCGCCCAAUGUGAUUAUGGUAUAAAUAACAUACUGAACAUAGAGAGUCUCUAAAAAUUAAGUAAUAUAAAAAUUUUUCAUGUAUUUUAUAAAGUACUUUCUUAAAUUACAUCAACAUAAAAUAUAUCUUCUAAAAUACUUUUUUUAAACAACUGUUUAUUAUGUUUAAUUAUGUAAAAUUGUAACAUUUUGUAUUUUUAUAUUUUGUUACAAACAUGAUUUUUUUUCUGUAAUCCUACAGGUCUAUGUAUUAUUAAUUAAAUGAUUAUGUAUCAUAAAUGGUUUUUACGUUCACGUA
Monomorium pharaonis (pharaoh ant) is the source of this 1226-nucleotide messenger RNA. RefSeq lists its product as uncharacterized. The transcript has 4 exons. NCBI's taxonomy places the organism in Eukaryota, Metazoa, Arthropoda, Insecta, Hymenoptera, Formicidae. Bases 342 to 953 code for a protein of 203 amino acids. The record is from RefSeq and is a predicted model, not a curated record.